This is a messenger RNA of Acytostelium subglobosum LB1, 432 nucleotides long. RefSeq lists its product as hypothetical. Gene Ontology annotation, biological process: clathrin-dependent endocytosis; protein transport. Lineage: Eukaryota; Evosea; Eumycetozoa; Acytosteliales; Acytosteliaceae. The record is from RefSeq and is a predicted model, not a curated record. The transcript has 2 exons. Gene Ontology annotation, cellular component: AP-2 adaptor complex; intracellular membrane-bounded organelle. Gene Ontology annotation, molecular function: clathrin-cargo adaptor activity. The annotation marks the transcript as partial.
AUACAGAUACAUUAUAUAUUGAUUCAGAAUAGACAGGGUAAGACUAGACUGGCAAAGUGGUACACACCUUACGAUGAUGUCGAGAAGAGAAAGCUGUCCACAGAGAUACACAAGAUAGUCAAUUCUAGAGAGACAAAGUUUACAAACUUUGUUGAAUUCAGAACACAUAGGAUCAUAUAUAGGAGAUACGCUGGUCUAUUCUUUUGUAUGUGUGUCGACCCGACGGAUAAUGAACUGUUCUGUCUGGAGGCUAUUCACUUGUUUGUAGAGGUGUUGGAUGCAUACUUUGGCAAUGUAUGUGAGUUGGAUCUAGUGUUCAACUUCUACAAGGUCUACGCCAUACUAGAUGAGGUCUUCCUCUCUGGUGAGCUAAUGGAGCCAAGCAAGUCUAUCAUAUUGCACCGAAUGGACUUCUUGGACAACCUACCAUAA